CAGAAUGCUUAAAGCCCGUUAAGCCUCAACAUCGUGUGGGCGUAAUUCCAAAGCCUAAAGCCCGUAAUAUCAAAGCCCAAGGCCAUGUUUAAAAUACCCAAUUCGCCAGAGCCACCGGCAAUCUUCCCGCCAGUAUAAUCGCCAUGGAUUCCGGCGUAGCCUCACGCCUAAAAAUUUCUUCAGACAUGAUUCCGAUCUCAGCUGAUUUAAAAUACAAUUAAUCUGCCCCCAAAUUCCCAAGAACCCUAAAUUAAAGAAGAGUAAAAUUGAAGGCUGGAGAUUUCGAACAUGGACGGUUACUCUCUCUCUACCUCGGUAAUCUCGUUCCCACGUUCUUCCUCGCCUCUUACGCUUUGCGUGUUACCUAAAAAGUUCAUCACCUUCAUCGUCGCCGGUUUUCCUCUUCUCAAAAGCGGCCCACUGCCGAUCGUACUCUCUCGAUUCGUAUUUACGCGCCGUGUUUCAAGCGAUUUCGAGCUCAUACUCGAUUCUGCGAAUUGAGCAAGGAACUUCUCUGCGAUUCUUCAUCAGGAACAAGAAAUGACUGCUGUGAAACUGGAAGCAAUUGUUUGCCACGAGCCUGAUGAAUCAGAGCUGAGUCACUUCAGUGGUAAUGGUAGUAAAAACGUUGUCUUUCAACUUCUCGAUCAAAAGAGUUCCGAACGUAGGUGGUUAAGUGAAAGGUUUCUCAGAUGGAGACGGAGAUAUCUUCCGGUUGAUGGAGAUAACAGACGUGACCACGGCUCUGUCAAACAGUCAGGACCCCUUGUGUCUGGAGCAGCUUACUGUGUCUCUUCCUGCAGCAUGAUUAUAUUGAACAAAAUUGUUCUCUCCAGCUAUAAUUUCAACGCAGGAAUCUCUUUGAUGCUAUAUCAAAACUUAAUCAGCUGUUUGGUGGUAGCUGUACUAGAUAUCUCUGGAGUAGUUUCAGUGGAAAAAUUUAACUGGAAGUUGAUCAGAGUCUGGAUGCCUGUCAAUGUUAUCUUUGUGGGCAUGCUGGUCUCGGGAAUGUACAGUUUGAAAUACAUUAACGUCGCUAUGGUAACUAUUCUGAAGAAUGCGACGAAUAUUAUUACGGCAAUAGGGGAGGUAUACAUGUUCCGCAAAAGGCAGAACAACAAGGUUUGGGCUGCAAUGUUCAUGAUGAUCAUUUCUGCAAUCAGCGGAGGUAUCACAGAUCUCACAUUUGAUGCAGUAGGGUACACGUGGCAGCUUGCCAACUGCUUUCUGACCGCAAGUUAUUCACUUACUCUUCGUCGAGUCAUGGACAAAGCAAAGCAGUCUACAAAGUCUGGCUCGCUCAAUGAAGUGUCAAUGGUGCUGCUGAAUAAUCUCUUGUCUCUACCUUUUGGCAUCAUCUUGGUCAUCUUACUAGGCGAAUGGAGAUACGUAAUAAGCACGGAUGUGACAAAAGAUGCAAUGUUUUGGGUAGUGGCAACAGCAAGCGGCUUCCUUGGUCUAGCCAUCAGCUUCACUUCGAUGUGGUUCCUGCAUCAAACCGGACCGACAACAUACAGUUUGGUGGGAUCAUUAAACAAGGUUCCGAUAUCACUAGCUGGUCUUGUACUCUUCAACGUCCCUCUGAAUCUCCCAAAUUUGUUCAGCAUACUUUUCGGUUUAUUUGCUGGAGUGGUCUUUGCCAGAGCAAAAAUGUCGUAAAGCGUAUUUUCCAAGCUGACAGUGUGAUUGAGGUUUAGACAAAUAAACGCAAACACCAAAGACCAAACUUGAGAGGGUUCUUCAUCUGCAGCUGGUAGUUUCAACUUGGAAUACAUUUUUUACUAUACAAUGUAGAAUGUAGUAAUAUAGAUAUAAAAAAACAUCCGAUUGAUUAGAUAGUCUUUGCUUAGAAUGUUUAAUUGGUUUAUGCCUUGGAUAAUUCCGUAAAAAUAUCAGACUUGAAUGAUUGAUCUAUGCAUAGAAAACUGGUUGGAACUUGGACGCAAGUACCUAUUGAAGGUUAACUACUUCGUAAAAA
Messenger RNA from Arabidopsis lyrata subsp. lyrata, 1978 nucleotides. Its product is annotated as GDP-mannose transporter GONST2. The record is from RefSeq and is a predicted model, not a curated record. Bases 541 to 1659 code for a protein of 372 amino acids. Lineage: Eukaryota; Viridiplantae; Streptophyta; Magnoliopsida; Brassicales; Brassicaceae. Gene Ontology annotation, cellular component: Golgi apparatus. Gene Ontology annotation, molecular function: GDP-mannose transmembrane transporter activity; antiporter activity. The transcript is spliced from 10 exons.